This is a messenger RNA of Ostrea edulis (European flat oyster), 13831 nucleotides long. RefSeq lists its product as uncharacterized. NCBI's taxonomy places the organism in Eukaryota, Metazoa, Mollusca, Bivalvia, Ostreida, Ostreidae. The record is from RefSeq and is a predicted model, not a curated record. Gene Ontology annotation, molecular function: protein binding. Bases 74 to 13762 code for a protein of 4562 amino acids. The transcript has 74 exons.
CCCAUUCAUGAGAUAGUCGUAUAUAUGCAAAGUUCUCUUUCAGAUUCACUAUUUCGUUUCGUACAACUAAAGGAUGAUAACCUUCAUUCUUUGGUUAGUCGCCGUUUCUCCCGCGGCGGCGCUUUCGAGAGGGUGCAACACGAGAGCUGAUGUGACGUUCUUGGUAGACUCUUCGGAUACCGUAGGACAAAUAAACUUUAAUAAACAAUUAGAUUUCCUUAAGGAUGUGACAAACAAAUUAAAUGUAGGACGAGAUCAGGUUCACGUUAGUGCCCUGACCUUCAGUUCCGGAGUUCACAACAAGUUCUACCUCAAUGAUUACGUGACUAAGAGUGACGUUUUGCAUGCGAUCACUGGUAUUCAGUAUUUCCCGGGUAACACCGAUACUGCUGAUGCCAUUAAGUUUAUGUCGCAGCAAAGCUUCAGUCCGGCACAUGGAGCCCGGGGAGAUGUACCACACAUCGCCGUUCUUCUGACGGACGGGCCCUCUACCACGAAAGCUAUCACCAAACUGCAGGCUCAAACUGCGAAGGACAACAAUGCCGUCAUUUAUACGGUUGGUGUGGGAAGCGGCGUGGACGUUGACGAACUGACGUCCGUGUCCAGCAACCCAGACCUCAGAUACUCCAUGUUUGCCGAUAACUAUGGCACCUUGAACAGUUUGUCGGACAUGCUCGCUACCAAAAUCUGUAAUGAGUUGCCACCUGACACUUCCACCCUCCCAGCUCCAACAGGUUGUCUUCACAAGGCCGAUGUUGUAUUCAUGGUGGAUUCAUCCACAAGUGUGGGAAGCGAAGACUUUCAGAAAACCCAAAAUUUCCUGAAGAACGUCAUUACAAACAUGGAUGUAGGCCACGACAAGGUGCAGGUCGGCGUGAUGCAGUACAGCAGCUACCCAACCAUGGGAUUCCCUCUCAAACUUUAUGGUAACCGUGGUGACGUCCUGCACGCCGUGGAGAAUCUGCACAUGACCAGUGGAGGAACAAACACAGCCGAUGCGAUCAAAUUCACCACAGACGAAAUGUUUUCUGCCACAAGUGGAGCCAGAAGCAACGUUCCUAGAAUCGCCAUUUUGCUUACCAACGGCGGAACUGUUGACAGCCAAGCCGCUAUCAAUGCUGCAAAUGUGGCGAGACAAGCAGGGAUUGGAAUUAAUGUUGUGGGCGUUGGAAACAGCAUCAACCAACAAGAGAUCCAGGGCAUUGCCAACCAGCCAGCCGGAAGCCACGUGAUCACUGUUAAUAAUUUCGACCAACUCGAACAACAAGCAACCCAGAUCCUCAACCAAGCAUGUGGCGUCACAAACACCUACAACUUUGCCUCUUCUUCUACCGUAAUCUGUGGUGACAAAAUCACGAACUGCAGGGAAUACGGAAGUAACGUGUGCAGAGACUAUCCAAACUGGGCCGAAGCCAACUGUAAAAAGACUUGCGGACGUUGCUCAUACCAGUAUAUUAUGAAAUUCCCAACAUGCACCAACAAACUUACAAACUGUGAAAGCUAUGGUAGAGAUGUAUGUACCUCCCACGGAAGCUGGGCUACGGACAACUGCAGGCUGUUCUGUGGAUUCUGUGAUGCUGCAGCCAGCUCCAAUGGAUUCUAUGGAAUGUGUAACUACAAGGGAAAGAUGUACCAGACUGGUGAGAAAUGGGUUGAUGGAUGUGAUUACGAAUGUGUGUGCAAUGAUGGAAACAAGGGAGACUACAAGUGUUACAACAGAUGUCCUCUGUACUACAAUCUACCAUCCAUGUGCACGUUGGUGAAGAAGGAGGGCGAGUGCUGUCUGCAGCCAGUAUGCAACUUUAAUCCAUCAGUUAGCCAAUUCAACAACACAGCCAUGGCAACCACAUCCACCGGAAUACCUGUGUGCAGUUACAAAUCCAAGAUGUAUUUCCAAGGGCAGACUUGGAAAGAUGGCUGCCAGUACCAGUGCACUUGUACUGAUGCCUCUAAGGGUUUCUAUUCUUGUGAACAACUGUGCCCCACCUACUCAAUUCUCCCUGCUGGCUGUCACUUACAUACGACCCCUGGUUCAUGUUGUCAAACUCCACAGUGUGAAUUUGAUCAACAGCAGGGUAGCUACACAGGCUAUGGUUUUACCAGUGGUUCUGGAACAGCUCAAAAUGUGGUGCCACCUCAACCCUGUGUAGACGUUGCCACCAACUGUAAAGUGUAUGGAAAAUCUGUGUGCACUACCUAUACACAGUGGGCCUCAAACAACUGCCGAAAGUACUGUGGCAUCUGUCAGAACUCUGUCAUCCAACCAGCUGCUGGAGAUGUGUGCAUAUACAAGGGUCAGACCUAUCUACAGGGACAGUCCUGGGAACCAGACUGUAGCACUAAGUGUACUUGUGAAAAUGCCCACUAUGGCUACUACAGAUGUAAUGAUGCGUGCCCAAGGUAUAACAACCUUCCAGCUGGAUGCAAUACGGUGAACAAGAGAGGUGAAUGCUGCCCUGUUGUGAAUUGCCAGGCUGGAGUUUUCUAUACUUCCAGUCAAAACGUAAACUCCAUUGGAAAUGGAGGACUGAUCACUGUACAACAUCCUCCUACCAACCAAAUCCAGAAUCCACCCUAUGGGCAAACCCAGAUAGGAUCCGGAGGAACUGGAUUCUUGGCCCCUACACUGAGAGGCUGUUUGUACAAUGGUCAGAUCUAUGGACAAGGACAAAUGUGGGAUGAUGGUUGCAAGUACACUUGCACCUGUUUGAAUGCUGCCACUGGUGACUACAGAUGUCGUGAAAAAUGCCCGUCCUACCAAAACAUGGCCUCUACAUGUGUUAUGGUCACAGACACCAAUGACCCAUGCUGUAUGGUCCCCAAAUGUGGAUUUGAUGUUGCUACCGGCCAAAUUCCCGUACCGGUACCCUCCUACAGCCAGGCCACUACUGGAGUGGGAAUUGUAAAGCCUCCUGUACCUACCCUGUACCCAACUGUUUAUCCUGAUGGACCCUGGGUAAUUUUGAACACAACUGGAGGGCAACCUCUUGCACCAACUGCCCCAACUAAUGUCAAACAAGGUUUCUGUAUCUACAAGGGCCAGCGUUACAAUGCGGGACAGACCUGGGAAGACGGAUGUGACUACAACUGUGUCUGUGAUGAUGGUGUUCGGGGACACUACAAGUGUAUUGACAAAUGCCGCACAUUUGAUUAUGUACCACAGCCAUACUGUCGACUUACACAGGAUCCCAAUAAUCCAUGCUGCAAAGUCCCAGAAUGUAAAUUUAUCCCCCACAAUCCAGAGAUUGAGGGUCAGAGAACAACCCCAAGUGUGCAAGGAAAUUUUUGUGUGUACAAUGGCAAACAGUAUCAGCAAGGACAGUCUUGGUAUGAUGGUUGCAGCUAUAAGUGUACCUGUGAGGAUGCUGAAAAAGGAAUUUACAGAUGUCUCAGCAGAUGUCCAGAAAUCUUGAAUGCCGAGCCUGGCUGUAACUACAUCACAGAUCCCCGUGACCCUACAUGCUGCAGAAUCCCUGACUGUACUCCUGUCAACAUAACCAAUCCUCAACCCCACCCUAUUCCCCCAAAGACCUAUCAAGGACAAAUUGUAGGAACACCUGGAAAAUGUGUAUACAAGGGAGUUGAGCAUCAGGCAGGUGAGAGAUGGGAAGAUGGCUGUGACUUCACCUGCACCUGUACCGACGCCCUCAGGGGACACUACGAGUGUGUGGACAGAUGCCCAGUGUACACCAAUUUGCCAGACACCUGUCGAAUGGUCAAUGAUUUUGCUAACCCCUGCUGUAAGAAGCCUGAAUGUAACAUCCCAAGUCACCCGGGAGGAAUUCAGGGCACGAAAACAACCACACCAAAUCCCGCUCUCCCACAAACACUCCCACCAAAACAACAGUACUGUGUGUACAAGAAUGCACAGUACCUGCAGGGACAAACUUGGGAGGAUGGAUGCAACUACAAAUGUCGCUGUGAUGACUCCAGUCGUGGAAUCUACACAUGCAACCAGAGAUGUCCCACAUUCUCAAGUCUGACCCCAGGAUGCACAAUGAAGACUGACCCAAGAGACUCGUGCUGUUUGAUUGAAGUUUGCCCACAACCCACACCAGGCCCACACCAGACUAACCCUAUACCGACUAUUCCACCAAAUCCCUUCACAGGAAAGGUGAACCUGCCCAUGCCAAGCCAAGUUCCUGGACAACCCCAACCUUCACCAAAACCAAUUGGUUUCUGUGUGUACAAGAGUGUCACUUACAUGCAAGGACAGAAAUGGGAUGAUGGAUGUGACUACACUUGUAAUUGUUAUGAUGCUGAGCAUGGAAAAUACAGAUGUACUCCCAAAUGCCCUCGCUACAUGGACUUGCCAGAAGGUUGCAGACUUCAUAAAGACCCUGCUAACCCCUGUUGUGAUAUCGUGGAGUGUGCCGAGCCAACACCUGCCCCCACUCCUGCUCAGACCAUACAGCCUGGUCCUAAUCCAACAAACCAGACUCCAAAUCCAAAUCCAAAUCCUCAGCCCACCACACCACAGCCAACCCCACAAUCUAGAUGUACUUGUGAGUACAAGGGACAGCAGUACCUACAGGGUCAGCAGUGGUAUGAUGGCUGUGACUUCUCUUGUGUCUGUGAGGACUGUGUUACUGGUGUCUACAGGUGCAACCAAAGGUGCCCAACAUUUCAAGCUCCACCUGCAGAAUGCACUCUGGUUGCUGAUCCGAAAGAUCCACUUUGUUGUAAGAUUCCUGAGUGUCCCACCACUGGAAAUUACAACACUGCUCCUCCUCUGGUCAUUCAAGGAGGAAAAGCAACUCCAAGCCCCACUCUGAGACCCAUUUACACACCUAAUCCUACUCCACCCACACCUUUCUAUGGAGGAUUUACAGGUGGCCCUGUGUACACAACACCACGACCCACUCCAGCAAUCCUGAUCCCAGGACAAACUUAUCCAACAGGUACACCAUAUCCAGGAGGUACUUAUCCACCAGGAACUGUUCCCACACAGCCUCCUCGAACCUACACACCUUAUCCCAGUGGAACAUACCCACCAAACUACUCUCCAAAUCCAUCCAAUAUUCCAACAUUCAGACCAGGACAACCCUACCCAUCUAAUAUGACUCCAUAUCCCAGUGGCACCUAUCCACCCAGAGAAACCUAUCCCCUGCCAACUAUUUAUCCUGGAGGUGGAACUUAUCCUCCAGGUUUUAGCCCAGUAACAACCCCUGUUCCUUAUAGUCCUGUAGUGGUUUACUUCACUAAUCCCCCACUGAUCCCAGGAGGUACCUAUCCUCCAGGACGUACCCCUUAUGUUGGUGGAACCUAUCCAACAGGUACUGUUCCUCCUAGAACCUAUACUCCAUACCCAAGUGGAACAUAUCCACCAAGAUAUACUUUUGGUCCCUAUUUCACACAACCAACAUUCAAACCAUACCAAACUUACCCCACAAACAAAACACCAUACCCCAGUGGAACAUACCCAACUGGAACUGUGCCACCUCCCACUCCAUUUAUAGGUGGAACUUAUCCUCCAGGUUACACACCACAACCAACACCAACUCCCAAGCCACAAGUCCCCAUCCUGAUCCCUGGAGCAACUUACCCACCCAGAGAGACUCCCUACCCAUAUGGAACAUAUCCAACAGGCACAGUACCACAUCAGUACACUCCAUAUAUUGGUGGAACAUAUCCUCCAUCUUUCACCUUCAGACCAGGACAAACACCUCCAACAUUUGUUCCAGGACAAACGUACCCCACCAAUCAAACUCCUUAUCCAGGUGAAACAUUCCCAACACGUGUCACUGUGCCUCAAUAUACACCUUUUGUUGGUGGAACAUACCCACCAAGCUACACUCCACCGCCAUAUUACAAACCAUCCACAUAUAGACCAGGUGGCACCUAUCCAACUAAUCGAACACCAUAUCCCUAUGGUACCUUCCCAUCUGGAACUGUACCAAUGGGAACACCCUAUGUAGGUGGAACAUAUCCUCCUGGCUUCACAUUCAAGCAACCCCAACCUACCACACAGAACCCAUUCAUUCCAGGCAAGACCUACCCUACCAACAUUACACCAUAUCCAGGUGGAACAUACCCACCUAAACAAACUGUACCACCGCUGACACCAUAUCCACAAGGAACAUUCCCAACUGGAUACACUCCAUUUUACCUGGUCACCAACUAUCCUCAUUACAAUGGUGGCACCAUUUAUCCACCAGGAGCUACACCAUAUCCAGGAGGCCCCACUUAUCCACCAAAUCUCACUUACCCUACCUACACCCCAUAUCCACAAGGUACAUAUCCACCAAUUAAACCAUCAUCUGGUUACUUCACUGGUGCUGCACCAAUCACAUUCAAACCCUACCAAACCUAUCCACCAAAUCAAACUCCAUACCCAGGUGGAUCCUAUCCGACUGGCACUGUGCCUCCACAGCAACCAUACCCAAGUGGAACAUACCCCCCAGGUUAUACAGGUGGAAAUCCAAAUCAGCCAUACCUUAUCCCAGGACGAACCUAUCCACCAUACUUGACACCCUACCCAUCUGCGACAUACCCACCUGGUGUGACUGUUCCAUACACACCUUACCCACAAGGAACAUACCCACCAAACUACACAUUGCCACCACAGUUCACUACCCGCCAGCCAACACCAACACCACCACCAAUUUACGUUCCCAACACAUGUAUCUACAAGGGAAAAUCAUACACGCAAGGACAAAGAUGGCAAGAUGGCUGUGACUAUGACUGUGUGUGUGAGGAUCAAAUGACCGGUGUCUACAAAUGUACUGAAAAGUGCCCAAGAAUCACAGAUCUGAACCCUGGCUGUCAGUUAGUCCAAGACAUUAAUGAUCCUUGUUGCAAGAAACCAUAUUGUCCCCCCAAUGUAUCACCAAUUGUGAUCAGGCCUCCAACACCCACAACCAUUAAUGGGCGACCAGCUGUCUGCAUGUACAAGGGCGUGGCCUUCAAACAAGGUGAAACUUGGAAAGAUGGCUGUGACUUGGUUUGCAUCUGUGAGAAUGGAACAACAGGGUUCUACAGAUGUGAUGACAGAUGUCCAGUAUACCAGCUCACUGAUGGAUGUACCAUGGAAGCAGACCCUGCUGAUUCUUGCUGCAAGAAACCUGUCUGCCAUCCAGAACAAAUGACACCCCCAACAGUUGCCCCUACUCCCAAACCCAAACCAGGGGAGGUCCCUAUCCCAACUCCAUCCCCUACCCCUUACACGCUGCCAAUGCCCACGGCUGUGAACUAUGGAUCAGGACCAAAUGGAGGACGUGGGUGUCUGUACAAGGGAGUUUCCUACAAUGCUGGGCAAACUUGGAAGGAUGGAUGCUUUUACACAUGUGAAUGCCUGGACAUGCAGACUGGCAGAUAUAGAUGCAAGGACAGAUGUCCAGCUCUAGAUGGAGUGGUACCACCCCCUAACUGCCAGAUUGUCUCAGACCCAUCUGAUCCUUGCUGCAAGAUGUUGCAAUGCCAGCAACCCACACCAGCCCCAGUCCCAACAUUCAACAUUGGCACUGGAACUCGCCCACCUGUCACAGGCAGCAACAACUUCACACCUUUACCUGUUAACACCCCCGUACCAAACCCAUUGCAGACCACUCCAGGAUACACUAAUAGGCCAACACCCAAAAAUAUUUGUAUCAUGAAUGGCAAGACUUAUAGUCAGGGACAGACAUGGUAUGAUGGCUGUGCCAGAGUGUGUGUGUGUGAAGAUGGAGCAACAGGAUACUACAGAUGCAGUGAAAGAUGUAAUACAUACGACAGCUUGCCGUCAUCUUGCACAUUAAUUCCGGAUCCUAAGGAUCCCACUUGUUGCCAGAUACCAAAGUGUGCCACCCCCACCCCUGGUCCUAACCAGCCUGUCACCAUCAAAGGACAGCCUGGGUCCUUUACAGGAUUUGGAAUUACGGAAACACAACCUCCCACUCCCCCUACAACAAUUAACCCCUUCUUACCUACUCAGCAGCCAACUCCAUCCCCUCAACCAAGCACUGUUAGACCAAAUGUGUGCAUUUACAAUGGUUUGGCCUAUAAGACCGGGGAAAGGUGGCAAGAUGGAUGCAAGUACAACUGUGUUUGUGAAGAUGGAAACAUGGGACGGUACAAGUGUACUGAAAGGUGCCCUGCUGUUCCUCGGCUGACACCUGGCUGUACCCUCCAGACAGAUCCCAGUGACUACUGCUGUAAGGUUACAGUAUGCCGUCAGGUCACAACUCCUGCCCCUGGACAGCCAACACCACCUCCCACCAAACCACCAACUUUCUGUGUGUACAAGGGAGUUGCCUACACCCAGGGACAGACUUGGCAGGAUGGCUGUUCCACAACUUGUCGAUGUGAUGAUGCUGACAACAAUCUCUACAACUGCUUUGAUAGAUGUCCACAGUAUCCUGACUUGCCAGCAGGCUGCACUAAGACCGCUGACCCCAAUGACCCAUGUUGUCUGGUUCCUGUGUGUAGUACACCCAGACCCACCCCUUACAACCCACUGUACCCAACAACAACACCCAAUCCAAACCAGCCCACCACACCCUACAAUCCGUAUGUUACACCACUGCCUAAAGGAGAGAUCGUGGGAUACAAUCCUACAACACAGAAUCCUUACAAUCCGUCGCCCAAACCAACAUACUGUGUAUACAAGGGAAAACAAUACACCAACGGACAAACUUGGCAAGAUGGUUGUGACUACAACUGUGAAUGUGUUGACCAAGCAACUGGACGCUACAAGUGUACUGAGAGAUGUCCAACUUUCCCAGUACAACCCAACUGUUUCAUGGUGCCAAGCCAGACAGACAACUGCUGUCGAGUGCAGUAUUGUCCACCCCCAACACCUGGUACCACUCCAGUACCCCCACAACAAAUUACCACCGCUAAGGGUGAUACUCCUGGACCAAACAUAGGAACUACCUUGGUACCACCACAGCAGUUCACCACAGCCCCACUUAUUCCCAUUCCUCAGCCUGGAGAGGUCUGUAUAUACAAUGGUAAAACAUACACCCAAGGACAGGCUUGGUAUGAUGGCUGCGACCAGAAAUGUAUCUGUGAUAAUGGAAAAACAGGCCACUACACAUGUUCCCCAAGAUGUCCUCAAUAUCAAGCUGGCUCUCAGUGCAUUAUGGUGCCUGAUCCCCAGGAUCCUGCCUGUUGUAAGGUGCCUCAGUGCCCCCAGGGUAACACUGUGCCCCCAGUUAUCAUAGGAACACAGUCUCCAACCCCUGCCCAGACUACACCAAUCAAGAUAAUUGUCAAUCCUAAUGGACCAAUUAUUUUUGGUACUCCUGCACCAACAACACCCAUCCCUCAUAUGUGUGUAUACAAGGGACAGAUGUAUCAACAAGGUCAGAAAUGGCAGGAUGGUUGUAAUUAUGUGUGUGAGUGUGUUGACUCCACCAGCGGACGGUACCGGUGUACAGAAAGAUGUCCCAACUCAAACCAGAUACCACUGACCUGUAAACUCAAGUACAACCCAGAUGACCCCUGCUGCCCUCUGCCUGACUGCCCAUCCAUUAUCGCCCCUACCCCUGGACCUGGUUCCACUCUCGCCCCCACCGCUCAGCCUCCACCAACACCAGCAUUCUGUGUAUACAAUGGGGUACCAUACAAACAGGGAGAAAGCUGGAAGGUCGGCUGUGAGAAGAUUUGCAGAUGUGAUGACGCUGUGAAUGGUCAGAUCAACUGUGAUGAGAGAUGUCCAAGCUACCCACCACCCAAGCCAGGAUGUCGACUGGUGACUGAUCCAAAUGACCAGUGCUGUCAGGCUCCAAUCUGCAUUGAUGUCAACUCCACCAACCCCUUCACUGUUGUCUCUGGAAACAAAGGAACCUUUACCGGAACACCACAGAAGCCAGCCUCUGGACAACCCAGCAUUCCCCAGAUUUAUGGCACUAUGAUGUGUGUAUACCGGGGCAAGGCUUACUCCCAGGGACAGAAAUGGGAUGAUGGAUGCCAGUUCCAAUGUGAAUGUAUUGACCAGCAGGCUGGAAGAUACAAAUGUACUGAGAGAUGUGCUAGACACCCACAGGUUCCAUCGUACUGUACCCUGACACAGGAUCCAAAUGAUGCAUGCUGUCAGUCCGUGUACUGCCCCAUCCAACCAACUGCUGCCCCUACAAAGCCUGGACAGGUUACACCCGGCCCAGGCAUGCCAAACCCUUACACACCACCUGCUCCUCUUGAAGUUUGUGUGUACAAUGGACAGGCCUACAGACAGGGCCAGGAAUGGUUUGAUGGUUGUGACAAGAAGUGUGUAUGUGUGGAUGCCAAAUCUGGUUACUACAGUUGUCAGCAAAGAUGCAAUGUUUACCCACGUGUACCAUCUGGAUGUACUCUGGUUCCCGACCCCAAUGACCCAACUUGCUGUAAGGCCCCCAGCUGCCCUGUGGUUCAACCAGGUGCUUCCCCAACUCCUGGUGUAGUCAAACCACCCCAACCAGCCUAUGGAACCAUCACAGGAAAUGGCACCCCACCACCUGAACCAGUGCCAACCAUUAUGGUCAAUGGCAAACCUCAGCCAGCUACCAGUGGAUCCAAUGUCACCCCUACUCCAAGGAAAGGAUGCUACUACAAGGGCACAAUUCACAGAAAAGGAGACAGGUGGCAAGAUGGCUGCGAAUACAUCUGUGAAUGUAUGGAUGACAUGACUGGUCGCUACAAAUGUACAGAAAGAUGCCAGAAAUUCCCUAACCUGCCUAACUACUGUGUACUUGUACAAGACAAGAAUGACCAGUGUUGUGGAGUUCCUUACUGCGGUAAUCCAAACAACCCAACACCACUUGGUAAUAUUCCCACACAGUACCAGACCAUGCCUCAAACCACCCCCACUUAUAUCAACCCCAACCAGCCCGGGCCCAUCAGUGGCACUAAUCCACCCACUCAAACCAAUGGUUACUGUGUGUAUAAGGGUGUGUACUACAGACAAGGACAAACUUGGCAGGAUGGAUGUGACAAGACCUGCACAUGUGAUGAUGUCAACAACAAUCUCUACAGCUGCAGAGCUAGAUGUCCACAGUUCAAUCAGAUCCCAGACACUUGCCGAUUGGUUGCCGACCAGAAUGAUCCUUGCUGUGUGGUUCCAGAUUGUAACACUGCUCCUUCUUACCCACCUGGAUUCACUGGCUCCACUACACCUCGGCCUGAGUACUACGCCAAACCAGUCGUGAAUCCAGGCUUCAGCGGUCAGAGCAAUGUCGGACCCAACAAUCCACUCAGCACUCUGAUUAAUGGCACAACUGGUGCUUGUGUAUACAAGGGAAAAAUAUACCAGCAGAAUCAGAAAUGGCAAGAUGGCUGCAAGCUCACAUGUCAGUGCUUGGAUGCUCUGAGAGGACAGUACAAGUGUACUUACACAUGCCCACAAUAUUACAAUCUGCCUUGGUACUGCACAUAUGAACAGGAUCCAAAUAACGCUUGCUGUCAGAGAGCACGAUGUGAUGAAAGCAAGACUACACCUAGACCACAACCAGUAACCACUCCCAAACCAGUGGUCAUUACCUAUCCCACAGUGCCACAGGGAACCACAAGACCUCCAGAUAUGUGCCGUUACACUGACAAUACAGUACAUGUACAGGGGGCUACCUGGGAUGAUGGAUGCAACUACAGAUGUAUCUGUAUUGAUGCGAAGGUCAACAAUUACAGAUGUGAUGCAAGAUGCCGCGUGUAUUCGGGUCUUCCAUCUUACUGCACCCUCAAACAGGACCCAUCUGAUACCUGUUGCAAAGUUCCAGAGUGCCAGAGUGGACCCAUCAACUACCAGCCAGUGUAUAACAACAUGGCGGGAGCCUCUACUCCACCCCCUAAUGCAUUCAAUGUAGUCCCCAUUGGAUCCCAUAACACUGUUUAUGGAUCGAAUGAAGUCAAACCAGGUGCAGUCAAUCCAUUCACCUCUGCUGGAGGUUACCAUGCUUGCAUCUACAAGGGGUCUGUGUACAAACAAGGAGAUUCAUGGCAGGAUGGCUGUGACUAUGUGUGCACUUGUGAGAAUGCCCAGAAGGGAGAAUACAAAUGUGUAUCCAAAUGUCCAAUUUAUCCACCCACCCUCCCAACAUACUGUAGAAAGGUAACAAUCCCAGGACAAUGCUGUCCUAAACUUAGUUGUGACAUCCCUGGAACCAAUGGCUCCUAUGUACCACCAUCUGAAGUACAGAUCACCCCAGCUCCCACUUAUGCUGGAGGACUGGUAGUCACUCCUGCACCAGGAGGCCUCUCCGGACAGGGGUCAUACACAAUGCCAACCAAUCCCCCCCAGACCACCGUGGCAGCCUUCCCUGGGCAGGGCUUCCCCAUCUCUCAGAGUCAGAUCACAAGUGUCAGAGCUCAGUGUAUUUUCCCAACCAAAAAUGGCCAGCAGUAUCUGAUAUACAAUGAAGGGGAAAAGUGGAAUGAUGGCUGUGACUAUACCUGUACCUGUAAGGACGGUGCCUCUGGAUACUAUGAGUGUAUCUCAUCAUGCCCCACCUACAAUAACUUGGAAUCUAGCCGAUGUUAUAUGGUACGUGUAGAUGGUAAAUGCUGCUCUGAACCACGAUGUACCCUUGCUAAUGGACAGGUUGUAGAUCCCACGAAAGUACAGACCUCCUUCCCCAUUGUUCCUUCCCUCAGCGGAGGAUACGUCAACUUCAGACCCGAUACGGAUUAUUCUGCAAUAGGAUCUGGAGGUUACGCUAACACAAGUGGAAGCAGAAAUGUCUGCAUCUACAAGGGACGCCAGUACCAACAAGGUCAGUCUUGGAGCGAUGGAUGCGACUUUGACUGCAGAUGCGAUGAUGCAUCCACUGGACAAUUCUCCUGCACACCUCGAUGCCCUGUAUACACGGAGCUUCCCUCUUUCUGCACACUGGACACUGUACCUGGAGACUGCUGCAAGAAACUGAACUGUCCUCAUGUAGUACCAGCUGGCACCACCACAACUCCCAAACCCACAAAGCCAUCAUGUGACUGGUGUAAAGACACCCUGUCAACCUGCGAGUCGUAUGGACAGCAGGCCUGUGUUGCUCCAUAUGAUGCAUGGGCCAGGAGAAACUGUGCCAACUAUUGCAACCUCUGCCAGUAUGAUUGUUCCCACCCACCACCUACCACCACACCACUGCCAGAUGGCUGCAGCAACAAAUUGAACAAUUGUGAGGAUUAUGGCAAGGACUCCUGCACAGGAAUCUUUGAACCAUGGGCAAGAGAAAACUGCCAAGGCUUCUGUGGCUACUGUUCCAGUGGAAGUACACAGUCUCUCUGUCAUGAUGAAUCCUCAGUGUGUGUUCAAAUGGAUAUAAGUAUCUGCACAUCGAUUGCAUACAAAUCAUGGGCCCAAGCAAACUGCAAAAAGACCUGUAACCUGUGUUCGGGUGGAUCAGGAUUAACAACACCUGCACCAAAGGGUUGUCGUUACACGGAUGGUGUUAAUCAUGCACAUGGCUCAUGGUGGCAGGAUGGCUGCAGUGCUGAUGCUAAGAACUGUACCUGUAACGAUGGUAUUGUCAAGUGCUUAAGACUGUGUCCACAGUAUGAUGCACUCCCAGCUGGCUCUGUAUUAAGUGAAAAACCAGGCCAGUGCUGUCCCAUUGUGGAUCUCAAUGUGUCAAGUAUAGAUCUUUGUCACUAUAAGGGUUUUUUAUACAAACAAGAUGCCACCUGGAAUGAUGGAUGUAAACUAUCAUGUGUUUGUACAGAUGCAAAACAAGGAUUUUAUCAGUGUCGGGAAAAAUGCCCUGCGCUAGUGUUCCCUCCAGGAUACGAUUGUUACUGGGAAGAUCCUUUACCCGGCAAAUGCUGCCGCCAGCCCAAAUGUCCACCUCCGGUUGUCAUAACUGGAUACCCUAAUGAUUGAGUUGACUGAUUGUUUUGUUGUCCUCUCUGUGUGUGCACUUCUAAAGAGAAUAAAAUCUUACUGAUAUCA